ACUGAAAUUUAGGGGUUUGCUACAUCAUAGUUGCUGUGUAUUGUACUUAGAUCACGAGUCUGUCUCUUUGACCCAGACGUAUCGAAUUCUGUCCACGUACAUUUGGCGUUUUUGGAUAUGUGUGCAUGAGAAUCUAAACAUUGAUUACGUGAUGUUGUCUUUGAGCUACCUUCUUGUUACUAGGUCCUUGCUUAUAGUUGGGCAAGGGCAGCAAUACUCCUCUUGCUGAAAGAUUUAUUAGUAGCUUGGGAUUGGUAACUUUGAAGAUUUGAGGGUGCUUUACGAUUGCGAGAAUGUCCUCGUAACUAGCUCGAAGAUAUUCCUUGAAUCAGAUGGCUACGAAGAAAUCAACAUCAAGCCUAGUAACUGGUGACGAGAAUGGGUCCCCAAAGUGGGCGCAGAAGACAGUCACACUUCCUUCUAAAAAGCGUGGAUGCCAUCUUAUUACAUCCACGAUUUUGAAGGAGAUCGAGUCUGACUUGGCUCGUUUCAAAUGCGGCAUUGCUCAUCUCUUUUUGCAGCACACUAGUGCGUCGCUUACAAUCAAUGAGAAUUACGAUGGCGAUGUCCGCGAUGAUGUUGAAACUUGGCUGAAUUUGACGGUACCAGAGGGAAGAAAAGCUCCUUGGAAACACACGAUGGAAGGAGAUGAUGAUUUGCCAGCACAUAUCAAGUCAUCCACGUUUGGUUGCCAACUCUCAAUCCCGAUAACAGAUGGCCGACUUAAUCUAGGAACGUGGCAGGGGAUAUGGUUGUGUGAGCACCGCGACCACGGAGGUGCGCGGAAGGUGGUUAUCACCAUGACUGGAGUUUAGAGAUUUCCCCCAAAGUCCUUCUAGUCUGAUUUGUGUGCUUCGCUGUUCAAACCAGCUUCUUAAAUAUCUAAGAAAAAAUUCUCACAAAUAUGUACAAAAGGCGCUGUACUCAAAAGCAUGUUCUGAUACAUGCCUGAGGGAUUUCUUUCACUCUUGAUGCUGAUCUGGGUCAGAUCAGACGACUAGUGUAUCUACCAGCAGGACAUCAUGAAUCUUAGUUGAGACGCUUAAUAAUAUGGUUGGAGAUAAACUAAACAUGUCUCUCAUCUAUUGCAUUUUGUUGCUUCACGAAGAAGCAAACCAAUUGUUGUUGA
This is a messenger RNA of Physcomitrium patens, 1129 nucleotides long. The record is from RefSeq and is a predicted model, not a curated record. Lineage: Eukaryota; Viridiplantae; Streptophyta; Bryopsida; Funariales; Funariaceae.